Caenorhabditis auriculariae is the source of this 29240-nucleotide messenger RNA. The record is from the annotation of a GenBank genome assembly. Lineage: Eukaryota; Metazoa; Nematoda; Chromadorea; Rhabditida; Rhabditidae.
AUGCAGGAGGGCGUCGUGCCCGGUCAUGUCAGUUUUCUUUUCAUUUCUUUUUUCUUUUUUCUGUAAUCGUUUCUCUGUGACUCUUGAUUGCGGUCUAUUGAUUUUUUUUCUUCUGUGAGAUAAUUCAAAAAUUCUUCAUAACAGGGAAAUUCUCGAAGAUGACUUAGAUCCACCGUUUGAUAUCGUGUACAAGACUUUUGUUUUCCAAAAAAAAAAUUUCACUAGAACGUCGUAUUUUUGAACUCAUCAAAAUAAUCGAAAUUUCAAUUUUGAGUUCUAUUCUUUGCCGAAGUUUCUUUCGAAAUUUCGAUUUUAGAUUAUUUUCCCAUAAAGCUACGAAUAUCCCACUUCACUUCCGAAAGUCUGUUGUUUUCAUAAUUUCCUCGGAAAGUAGCCAUUUGAAAAGGCUGUCGAGAGUCUUUCAAGCAGCGCAUAUGGCUGCGGACAAGUUAUUUCUGACAAUCUGUCCCUUGGCGCAGUUCCAAUUAGUGUUCGGUCGGUUUUUCUUGAUCCUCUUGCCCUCUCAACGAAAACGGAGGAUUUGCGCGGAAAAUUGUUGCGUUGCUACCUGUUUUGGGACGAGAACUUUGCCUGAUUGCAGCCUUGUGCGUAUUGAAACUAACAUGGAAACAAGGAAGCUUUGCAAAAAUUAAGAUUUUUCAAUCUGCGAAAUUGGUCUUUGCUAUUCUUUGUGAAUUUUCAAAAAAAAAAAAUCACUGGAAUAUUUUUGUAGCCUCUAACAAUAUAUAUUUUGGUUCGGCGGCGUGUUUGUUCCAGUCGUUAGUUGUCAAGUAGACAUGCUCAGGGCAAAGUGUUUGUCCAACUUGUUCUUUUUUUUGUAUGUUUUGUAUGGUUGAAAAUUGGUUGGGUUACUGACGAUUGGACAAAAAAAUGGGUGUUGUGUGACCUUUUAUGGUAGUGCUAACACACUAUGCGUACACUUGUUAGGCUUUUUUUUUUAACACGGAAGUCAUUUGUUGAGGGACUUUUAUAGCCUAUUAUUCUUCUCAACCGUCUUUAUAGAUAGAUUUUUGUUUGACGAUCGAUUUUAGAACGAACUUUCAUCAGAAUCAACUAAUUAUUUUUGUUUGAUUAAUUUGUUCAAGUUGAAUUCUCGAAGCGUAUUAAGCUUGAGCCAGACGCCAUUGUCUCUGGAGGGAAAUGAUUUCCUUGUGACGAAUGACCUGUUUUGCGAUGGCCGAAAAAUUUCGCCCUCUCCAGGACAGGCCAAAUGACAAUUUGUGGACCGAACGUUUGCACACUGGCUUUUGAGGGCCGUCCUUCUCACUUAUAUAUGUUUUUUUUUCUUGAAGUCAUACUGAUAUCGGUGUGGAAUGAAAUGGAAGUGAAAUAGUAUAAGACAGAAGCUGAAGAUUUUAAACCGAAGAAUUUUGAAUCGGGCAUCUUCGACGAUCUAUGAAAUUCGUAACAAGGUCAGAUCAAAAUUCGAUAAAUUUGAAAAUUCAAGCAACUUAUCUCAAAAGAAUCCAGGAAAAUAAUUAAAAGUUACUGAUUCCAGAACUUCUAACUUUGUAUUAUAAGCCGUUUUGUCAAUAGUUUUAGUAAUAUUUUCAGUUCUUCAUUGAACCUGUCUUUUCAGUUUUGAUAUCAAAAGAAUGGUUUUCGAAUAUUCGAACAUAUUUUAAUGUUUGUAUACCUUCAUGAGCGAUGGUGACGAAUAUAAACACGUCCUGUUUAUUUUGCAUCACAUUCGAGAAGAAUCAAUUGCAAUGAUUGUUAUUGAAGGCCAACGUUUCUGUGAAUCUGGGAUGGACCGAGGGGCUUUGGAUAAUAAAACUUUUUUUAAAUAUUCAUCCAAAGAGAAAAAAGAAAAAGAAAAGUUUACUGAUUAUAAAAUGGUACCGGGAGAUCUUUUUUUCCAAAGUUUAUCGAAAGGCUACAACAUCUUUUAAAGGCUCCAUACAUUUCUUUUAUACUUUUCGUUGUAAAAUUCAGUAAUUUUCAUACAAGACUCACUAAAAUCGUGGUUUUCUGAGCGCUUGCCAACCUCUCCCUUCCUUUCUUUUCAUUUUCUGCGCUACGAAGCUCCCUGAAAGACAGUUUGAUCUUCCAGUUCAAUGUUUCUUACUGUGACCAUGAAAAGAAUGGUUAGUAUUCAUUGAAGAGACGGUAGUGCGAGUGAGCCAUUUGCAUAGUGAGUAGCCAAUUUGGCCUGUGUUGUGGCUUGUGUUACGCACGGAUGGCGGUAACUGACGUACAAAGAAGAAAACUACAAAAGAAGCGGGAUGCCAUUCGCUCAAGGGUACCCAAAGGCUGUUUUUGUCGGUUCCUGUCGUGAGUUUGCGUUGAAGCUUGCCGUCGGAAAUGGCAUCUUUAGGGCAUUCAACUGGUUUUCUUCGACGACAACCACGUAAAAAACGUCCGAUUAGCCUUGGUCCAAUACGCUUUCGACUUUUGAAUUAGCCUCUCGACAUGGAGGUUGUAUGGCAACGGAAAGUAUAUAGUGUAUCCAUUGCCUAAUAAAAGUCGAAAAAAUUCUUCUAGGGGAAAUUUCUUGCUCAGGAGAGAGGUAGGUUUCGCGAAGUAACGUGCAAAAAUUUUCAAGGAAAAAAUCAGAAAAUACAGACCAACUUUUCUGCAUACUUAUGAGCUUCGAAAAAAAAUAUAACGAAGGCUAUAAAAAGAAUAAAUUGAAAAAUUAUGAGAAAAUGAGAAAGCAGCCGACUAACAAACUUUUUUUGUUUGAUGAGCUCAACCCUUUUCUAACUAGGUAUUAAGGUUUUUUAGCCGACUUUUGUGGGUAUAGUUGAAGGCGAAUACACAAAAAACAUAAUAGGAACAGGAAUCGUGAAAUUAACGAUCUCCUUUUUUAUUUCGGCGCACGAAAAGGCCGUCGAAAGAUAUGGGGUUUUCUCUUAUCCGAUUGGUUCUUUUGUUGAUGACCGGAAACGGAUGGCCGAUCCAUUUGUCCUCAAAUAGACUGGAAGCAAUUCGGCGUGAGCACCAAUCCCGAUCACAUUUUAUGGCUCUCCUUUUUCCAGAACAUUUACGUAUUUUGAUGGCGAGCUGAGGCAUCAAAAAAGUGUUUGGAAGGGAAAGAAGCAGGAUUUGGAGAGAUUGAUAACUAAAGUGCUCGUCAAACAGACGGGGGUCAAAAUGAAAGAAUUUCUUCGAAGUUGGGAUUUUAUUCUGGCACAAUUUCUAUUUUGAGUAGAAACUUCCGAGCGAGUAACACGAUAAAUCCGAUUUUGGUUAGGUAAUCUCUAUUGGAUUCGGAUGUGGGUCAUACUCUAGUUUAUGUUCUGUUUUACUGCUUUUUUGUGGAGAUGUUUUUAGUUGAAAAGUGGUCACUACAAUGAUUAAAGAAAAAUGCAUAGUUAAUAUUUUGGAGCGCUAUCAAAAAUCGUGUCGGCGUGAUUGGAUUUCGAGUGGUGAGGCUUUUGUCGGCGAAUGCAAAUUUCGGCAUAGGGAUAAUCUGAUUGGAAUUGGCAGCCGACUUGUUCAGGGAUCAAAUCCGCUUCUUUAUGUUCAUAUUAAUCAACACAUCGCGGGAUGUUUUACAAAAGAAUCUCGAAAAUUUGUGAAAAUUCCAUUUUUGGUUUUGGCAGCUUUUUGAAGAAAGAAAAGGGCUCGGCAUUCUACCUCUAUUGUCCCUAAAAUUAAUUGAUUUUGGCUUUUCAUUGGAGUUUAUUUGUAUCCCUUGUGAAAAGGACCCGUUUUCUGGCAUCGAACAUUUAAAAAAAACCAAAUUUUCAUAGACUCGGAAAAAUUGAUCAAGAACUUUAAAAAUCUGAUAAUUUAUCUAUAUUUCUUCUUUCAGGCACGUCUUGAGAAAGUCUUCGGGAGAAAUUCUGUCGGCGUCAAUUCCUUUGCCAUAAACGCACAGACAAACUCGUUGCUCUACAUCUCUGGGUACGUUGUGUUAGAAGUUUAUCCAAAUCAGGUGAUAGGAGAAGUUAAAUUACUUUUUUGAAACAGUAAAUGCUGCCACAAACAGACUUCAAUUAACCUACAAUUUUUUCCAGGUCCGUUUUCACUUUAUUUUUAGUUGAGAUUGUCUUUUUUUUUCCAAAAAUGGCAAAUUUUCAUGAAACGCUUCAAGAGUAAGGUACCUAGGCUGCCGUAAAGGAUUUACUUAUCAUUAUUCAACCACGUCAAGUUGAUUUUUUUUUCUUUUUUUUCUCAAAAAAUCAAAAAAAGACAGAAAAAAAAUUUAUGGGAAAUGGAAUUUUGUGACAAGCACUGUCGACGCUCGUUUCGUUCGUAUUUGUUUUGAAUAAAAGAAAGGGUCAAAGCGUUUUGUGCAAAUAUGACCCCCAGGAAAGUGAUAAGAUAUCACUGGUUUUUAUAAUCGAUGAGAAUGAGUUAGGACUGGAAAGAGAAGGGAUUUCGAUAGGCAAUUGUUUUUCAAAGCUCUUAAAUCGGAAUUUAAACUUUUCAGAUCAUGUUAUAUGAAAGUAAAAAAACAAUGAUAGCAAAUUAUUUUUUUACUAAUUUUUUUCCAAAAUUCACUUUAGCUAUCAAAAAAAUCGCUCGAAAAUUAUUUUGUUAUCCUUGUUUUUUUAUUUAAAAGUUUACUUUUUUACAGCAUGAAAAAAAUUUGAAAAAAAUAGACUCGAAAGAAACAAUGAUACUUAUAGGCUUCGGCGUUGGAUCAGUUGAGAAAAAAAAGGUUAUUAUUUUAAAGAAUCUUUGAAUCUGUAACUUGAUGAAACUCCUUUCUCAAAAUUUUGAGAAAAAAAUCCGCGCUGACCACUAGUGAAAGAUUGUCUCAUUGGCUUAGUCACCAGAAAAAUACGAAUUUCAAAUUCGAUUGUUUUGAAAGAUCAAAAAAUUGUUCCCCCUUUCCAGAUCUUCGGUAGUGGUUUCCUCGACGACGCCGAACAGUUCUCCAGAAGGCCAUCUCAUUUCUUCGGACAAGCAGGCCUUCACAUGCGUCGCAGUCUCUUCGUGUGGCCGAUUUGCUGCCACCGGCGAAGUUUUCCUCUUUUCAAGCUCAUCCAGACAUUUUCUUUAUCAAGGCGGGACACAAGCCGGCGGUCCGCAUCUGGGAGAUCAGAUCCGAGACCGGCGCCUUCACCGGAAAGUUCUUGCGGGCUCUCACGGCUCAUCAAGUUUCGGUGACCAUUGUGGUGAGGUUUUCGGAGAUUUUUUACAAGUUAGUAAAGAAGAAAAGAAAAAGGCAAAGUUUUGGACAUCUUGUACAAUUGUUUCCGAAAUAAUAGUAAAUUUUAUCGGCACUUCAAAAAUUUUUGGAAAAAAAAAGUGAAAAAAAUUUGUGAAUUCGUCUAAUAAAAGAAAUUUUUUUCACAUUUCUAUUAAUGAAUGUUAUCAAAAUAUUCAAUUAAAUAGUAGGAUGUCGAUCUACGAACAAAGUUGAUGAAAAGUUCGACUUGUGGAAGCUCCGAACGACGAGAGACUCUAAAAGAAAAUCGAUUUUCAGAAGUUCACACCUAACGAUUCGACGUUGAUUUCCGUAGGAUGUCAGCACGACGCAGGGAUCAUUGCCUGGGACUGGCGAAGCGGCAAAGAGUUGCAGACCGGACGUCUCAUGUCUCCUGUCAGUUUCUGGUCUUAAUAAUUGAAUUUUAAUUGCAGAGCUCUCUCACAAAAAUUUUUGGGCAUCAGAGAAAAGCAUUGUCGCGGAAAUUUGGACUUUUCGUUGUUCUUUUUUUUUAGGAAUAGUCCAGUGAUUCCAUAAUCCUAGGUCUUUUCCUUUUGGCGGCAAUCAACAAAAAAUGUUCGAUUUCCUAGACUUUUCCAACAAAACUCUGUUAUGGAGUAUGUGAAGAAAAAUGAAAAAAGAAAGAAAAAUAUUAGUUGACGAAACUAUCCCGCAGAAUUUCAGGUAAACGCUCUGGCGAUUUCCUUUGACGGAAGCAUGUGUGUGACGGUCGGCACAAAAACCAUUAAAUAUUGGUUCAUUCCGCAAGGCGACGACGCCAAAUCUUCCCGUGGAUUUGCUGUUCGUUUUUUUUUUCCUAAUCUUCAAAUUUUGUAUUUUCGAUGUGCAUAUAUGGAUCAUUUUUGAUGCGAGCUGCAGCUUGGAACUUGUAUUCAAAAACUUGAAUUUCAUUCGAAAAAAAGAUUAAGAAAAUAAAUGUUCAACCUAUGACUUCAUCUGCAAUUUUCAUCUCGGUUCUGUAUUUCCAGUCCCGCUCGGCGAUUUUGGCGGACAAAAGGAACGCGACUUUCGUCGACGUCGCCUUUUGCGAUGCUUCCAACAGGAUGAUGGCUGUGACGGCCAACGGAAACAUCAUCGAGUUGAACGAGAAUAAAAAGGUAUCGAAUGAAAAAUAAAAGAAGAAAAUUCAUUUGUUCCAGUACGUCAAAGGCUACUCUUGGAGGACACCCGAGGUCUCUUUCCGCGCCAAUUGCAUCGCCCGGAUUCCGGAAGGAUUGUUGGUCAGUUUUAGGAAUUUCUUUAUGUUCCUAGAAGAAUACUGUGGAAAAAACGGGAAUUUUUUUCUCACUAGGAAGGCGAUUUUAUUUGGAAGAGCUUUUUGAAAGUUGACUUGCAAAUAUUGACUUGCCCUCUUAUUUUGAAGGAAGAAAAGCUUAUAUCUCAUAGAGAAUUAGUUCACAUUUUUUCGGGAUGAAGUCUGAUUGAGAUGACCCUUCUCAAGAAAGUUAGAAAGGUUUUUUCUUCAGGCUUUCAGGAUCUGACUAUUUCAAACAUUUUUCUGGACUUUUUCUAGAAGUGGCCAAGUAAAAAAUCAGCACGGUCGAAAAAUUCGAAAAAUUUUUUUUGCUAAUUACUUCCUUGUAUUGAGUUCAAUCUUUUUGAAAAAAAGCUGCGUUUUCCCCCCCGCGAACUGAAGUUUCACCAUAUUGUUAAAAGUAACAGUCAACACAACUCCAGAAAGUUACAGAAAGAUUGAAUUCCAUACAAGAAAGCUGGCAUUUUCUAAAGGAACUGUAACCUUACUUAUUACUAAUGUAAUGUCUGACAUGUGAGUAGUUUUCUGAGUGGUAAAGAUGAAAUUCAAAAUUUCUUUUUCGUUUUUUUUUUUUCAAACGUUUUGUCCCACUAUUGGAAUGAUCAGAUUGGAUGUGACGACGGCAUGGUGCGACUCUUCUCCCUGACCGGAGACGACCUCGACUUUGUCGCCGACCUUUCCUCGCCAGUCGCCCUCGGCAUCGACCCCUCCAAGGUCUACAGCGCCGAGAAGCUCAGAGCGAUUCCAGACGGAGCCAUGUGGGUGUUUUGCAAGAGAAUGAAUCAUUGGUUCGGAUUUCAGUUAUCCCGAAGUCCGUUGCAUCGUCGCAUCGCCCAACAGUCCGACUUUCGCUGUCGGCUACGCUGACCGGACGAUGGUCGAGUUUUCGAGAGAGAAUCGAGGCUGGCAGUUCCGAAGAGCCUGCAUGGCUCAUGUCGGACCCAUCAACAGUGUCGAGGUUUCUGAAAAAAAUCUUUCAAAGAAUUUUUUUCACAAAGUUCACAUCUUGAGAAUGUUCAGAACAAGGUUUCAGAAAUGAGAUCAAAUUAGUUAGGCGAAUUUAUGAGAAUUUUCAAAAGUUUAGAAGUUUACUAUAAGUUUUUUUUUGAAGUCUAGAAGAUUAAUGGUAUCUUUUUACCUUGUAAUUGAGUUUCUUGUCAUAUAUAUAUGUUUGAAAAUUUUUUAAGUAAUCCUGUCAACAUUUUUUUAAUCCAUCUUCGAAACCUUUCUUCAGCGGCUUCUGAAAUUCUUCAAGAAAUUCAAGAACAAGUUCGCUUAUAAAGUUUUUGAUUGUUUUUAUCCUCAGAUGUAUCCUCCGAACUGUCCGUAUCUUCCUUCUGAAACCUUCAUCACCGGCGGAAGCGACGGCACCGUCAGAUUCUGGUCGACAAAAAGUAGCGCCGCAGACCGACAAGUUGUUCCUCUGAAAAGAAAUUAACAUCCAACUUUUCCAUAGGACUGGGUCAACUUCCUGUUCCCGCCUCUCCUCAAGGUCCUCUACCUCGAAGAAGAAAUUUCGGCCCUUGUAGAGAAGCGAAAUAGUGAGCAAUGCUCGAUGGCAUUCAUCUCUGAGAGGAUGUUUUAGCCGAGGUUGUCGGAGCCGAAAAAGCAGUCGCCGCGGAAGACGAGCUUCUUCUGGGCAUUUGCUGCACUCGGGUGACUUUGGAUGGACGUAUUCUGGUGGCUGGAACGAGGACUGGCGUCCUACAGUAGGCCAAUCAAGGAGUUCCAAUUUCCAUUGGGACCGUUUUCAGCCUGAUCGACUUGUCUUUUCCUGAUAUGCCGACUCUGGAUGUCAUCCAAGCCCACGACUCGGAAGUCACUUGCGCCGAAUUCUCGGAUCGAGUUCCUGGAUCUGGUUAUUUUUUUUUUUUUUCAUGCUAAAAGUUUUCUGCAUUCACAGACAGUCUAUUAUUCUCAAUAUACCACGGGAAAAAUAGUCCAUUCAUACCAGCCUGUUUGAUGUGUUCAAAAAAAAAGCAUAGAAAAACCAUUUUGUGUAUUUUCAAUAUUUUUGCAAGAAAUCAAUUGCUUUUUCUGCAAUUUUAACUUUUGUCAUGUACUCUUCUACAGACGCAUUCCCGCAAUUGCUGGCGACUGGCGGCCGCGACCAAUUCGUGCACAUUUUCCGCCGAGCGCCGUUCACCUCGAAGUUCCAACAUUGCGCUGUUCUCGACAGGGGCCAGUGUGGCGUCCGUCGUCUUCGAUUCUCUGUGGUUUCGACCUCGAGAUUUUCUCCAUUAAAUAAAAAUAAUAUUUUCAGCUGGAUGGCUUCCUUCAUCUGUUCGUUUUAACAAACGACAAAACGGUCAUCGUCUGGCGGUUGGAGGACCCUUCCAAGGUUAAUUUUGCCUUUUUCAACAGAACUGACUAUUUCAAAAAAAAAUAUCGUUCUCAGGAAGAAUUGGAAUUCCGACGAGUCAACCAAUUCGUUUCCCCGAUGUCGGUGCAUGAUAUCGAAGUCGUGCUCAACGCCUCCUGGACCUCUUCCUCUACAAAUCAGGCCGUCUUGAUGAUGGCUGGGCAGGACAGGUUAUCUUCAUUCCUGUUGUUCAUUCAAAAAGAUUCGGAAAAGUAUUUUUAUCGAUUUAUGAAAGCUUUGUAAUAGAUUCAGCCCUCAAAUUUUGAAAGUCUUUCGUGGAAGGAACAGUUUUUGUUCAAUCAUUAAAAACUUUUGCAGGGUUUUGCGGGUAAUGGAUCUCAAAGGAAAACUGCUGCCAGCCAUCAAAGGAACUGGUCCCGAACCGACAGAAGCCGAUAAAGUCACCGCCAAAAUCACUAACGUAAGUCUUAUCUAAAAGCACAGAAUUUUUUUAGUUACAACUAAAAGUAUAAAAAUGACCUAUUUUUCUCAAUAACUUUUUCAAAAAAAGUCGUUUUUUUCCUUUUUCAAAUUGUUCAUCUUAAAAUGACUCCAUUUCAUUUUGGCCAUCUGGAAUCAAGUGAGAAGACGAUAUUCUUAAUAUUUUACAACUAGACUUUGCAAAGGUAGAAACCUUGCAGUUUGCGGUCGAUUCUUCUGGAACCUACGUGGCGAGCGUCUCAUCCGAUCGAAGGGUCUACAUUGUGGAUCUUUCCACCGGAGCCUUGGCGGCAGUUCUUUGCGGUUUCGGCACCAUCCCUAUGGGCGUCACUUUCUCGCACGAUUCCAAGUAGGAUUUGUCUUUGUUUCAAAUUUGUCAAGAGUUAUUGAAGAAAUCAACAGAAAGCUGUAGAAAAUUUAGAUUGACCGGUUGAUAAUGCGUAAUUUUUGGUAGUUUAUUUCACUAUCGAAAUAUGACAAUGAGUGAUUCAAAAAGUGUUUUCCAUUUAAUUUCCCAAUGACUUUUGAACAGUGUCCAUGUGCAUAAUGAAUUUCUUUCUCAAAUAACCGUCUUUGAAUAAAAUGAGAAACGAGAAGCUCAACGCUCAAUACUAAUUUCUUCAAUUUGAAACGACGGACAGCUAUUUGGAUCUUUCCUCUGUAACUUCCAUGGCCUUUUUUCAAUCGAUGUAGAGAAUAAGAGAUAAAAAACGGAAAUUUUCAAUUCCAUAAGCCCGUAUUCUGAAUCGCAAUCUCAAGUUGAAAGCUUUUAUUUCGAAGGAAAAGGUCAAAUUCUAAAGUUCAAGACUUCCAAAAAAAAUAUCUUGAGAGAAGGUGUCGAACCGCCUCCUCGACGAGGAAAAAGAGAGAUAACCGUCUAAAAAAGGGAUUAUCUAGCUUCUUUCGAAAAGAGGUUUGACCUCACUGAGAACUUUUUUGUUUCAAUCGAGCGGACGCCUUCAAACUUUUUCAAUUUAUAUUGGGAUUUUUGAGAAUUCUGAAAUUGUUUUAUAUCAUAUUGUCAACACAUGCUGUUAUUUCGGUACUUCAUAGAUUUACGAUUUUUCAAUGUUAUUUCACUUAAAAUUAAAUUGACACUUACAAGUAGCUUAUAUCCAAUUGUUGAGAUUGGAACAAAAAAUUGAAUUUUUCGUGGAUUGUUAUUUUAAAGUUCACAUAAAAACUACAAAAAGUCGCGAACUUCCUGAAAGCCGAUUCUCAGGUAUAAUUUCAACGUGUUCCAGGCGGAUAAUUGUGACGACGGCCGGCGGCUGCACCUUCGUGUGGAAAUUAUCGAAGAACAUGACGAGCCGAAUGAUCGCCGCAAUGCAGAAAGCGUCGAUCGCCGAACGAUAUCUUCGGUUAGUAUGUGACAUUUUUCAAUCCGAAUCUUUAGCUUCAGAUUAUUAACUGUUAUUCUAAAUUCACAAACCUCAUGAAAGCUUUGUUUUCGGUCUGAAAGUUAGCAAAACCACAAUCAUUUUGAAAAGCUGAACAAACUUUGGUUUUGCGUUGCUUUCAGAUUUUUACUCUUCACGAGAAGCUUUGUGGAUCAGAAUUUUUUUUGAAGUUUUUGGAACGCCUUUGGUUUUGUGGCAAAUCCGAACAGCAUCUCGACCUUUUCAACACCAAAAUCGCGAGAGAAAGCGGGAUAAUCUUGCGCGCGAAAAUUCGCAAGCCCACGGAAGUAUUUGAAGAUUCCAAUCUCCGUUUUUGUCGCGUUCUGUGGCUGGAUCAGCCUCAUCGCGAGCUUUCUUUUUUUUUCUCUGAAUAACAAAUCGUCCAAAAAAAAAGAAUUCAUUUUUUUUUAAGUCAGUGGAGUACAACUCCAGCAUCGCUUCAAAACUUUUAAGAUGAGAAAAUCAUUAUCCUUCAAAAAAGUUUUUGAAGCUUUCGAAAUAUACAAAUUCAGUCCAGUGUUCCGUAUAAACAGUCUAGUAUCUGAAAUAUGGAAAGUAAAGAGAAUAGUGAGCGUUUUUUUACCCGAUUUUUAUUUUCAAAAAUUUGACUUUUUCCGAUAGUCUUCAAAAAAAUUUAUAUUGAAACUUUUCAAUCUGAACGGACAUUUUUCGUAAAAUGAUAGUUUUUUUUUUUUUGAAUCGGAGAAGUUUCUAGCGGAGCCCAAUUCAAAUGUGGGUUGACACCAGUCGCCUCGACGGACCCGUUUUAAAAGAUUUCACACCGAGAUAACGCCCAAAAUUUUGUGGAACACCCUUCCGCGGCUUUCUGCCUGUUGAAUUGUUCUUUUGGUUUUGUAACAAUCGGCUUUUCGUUCCAGGACCCCGACACCUGACAGCCUUUUCGGCAGUGGAAGCGAAAGCCAGGUGGUUUUUUUUAUUUGAUUUUUUGUGUUAGAUCGUUGAGGAAUAGAUUUUCUUAAUGGCAAUUAGAAAAUCAACAGAGAAGCACAGUAAACGUUUUUUUUGCAAAAGUUUCGAGCAAUUUUUUUGAGAAUAAAAAGUCCCACACAGCUUAUUCAAGAGUAAACUUUCAAUUAACGCCAAAAAGUUGGAAAGUCCAGUACCAAGCAGCUUUUGAAGAACUUGGAGUUUUUCAGUCGUUGCAAUCUUCGCACUUGGGACUUCCUGGCUUGGGCGUUCCAGAUUUCGGCAGCCGAUCUUCUGUCAUUUCGGCUGGAGGAAUCGACGGCGACGACGAAGGAACUGGCAGUUUGGUCGGAUCUUCUGCGGGUCGAGGUACGAUCAAACAUGAAUCGACUAUCAAAGUGGAAUUUUAAGAAUAUAGGAACUGUAAUUGAGUUGAUUUCUGAUACUCUUAAUCAUGAGGUACUCUACGAAAAAGAUUUUUUUUAAUCAUGGUGUUCUGGUUAAAUGGCGUCGUUUUUUUUUAAAUUGGAGACGAUCAAAGGAUUUUUCCUGAUCUUGGAUUUCAGCAUCUCGAAGAGGAACUUUCACGAUCGAACGACCCCCAACUAUUGGAUUGCCGAGCACCUCGCGUGUUGGAGACAGGUAGUUUUUUUGGAAUUUUUUCCGACAAAAAGCUCAUUUAUUCAAGUUGUCAUUGAAAAAAAUGCGAUAUGAAAGAGUUAGACUGAUUUUUAUGUUUCCCCUGCUAACAUUCGAUUUCAACUGCACUAGAAGGUCUAAAAUUAUGACCUUAGAAACAAGCUCCCAGGCUCAACACCUUGAAGGUAUUUGCAUUUGGGUAGUGAGAAGGGAGUCGGACGUUUCCUUGUAUGCAUAAUCUGACCUUUGCUGUCCCAAUAUACGCGGUCAGCUUCUUGACGUUUUCACGCCAGCAUCUAUACUGCGCCUCGCUUUCAGUCGUUCUCGUAUUAUUCAUUCCUCGCUUCCCUUCUUUUUCCUCCAUUGAAUCGCUCCAACGUCUUCUGAAUUGGAACGUUAUGUCCUUCUCACGCUGAUGUGUUUCGCGGUUUGAUGCCGGUCUGAAUGAUUCGUGUUUCUGGAACAAGGCUGAAUCUCUUCCUGGUUUCCUACUUUUUUAUUACUGUUUUGGGAAUAAUUUAGAAAAAGGGCCUCACAGACUUGAAGAAGUUGAAAACAAAAAAUAUAUACUGUGAAGAUUUUUUUAUUCGAAGGCGUUUCUUCAUUUUCUUGAAACAACUUAAUCAAGUUUUAAUUCCAAGUUAUAUUGCGACUUCUUGAUUCUACCUUCAUGAAAGUGCUUGCUUAUCAAUAAUAAAUUUCAAGACCAAACCAUUCUGUGGGAAGUUUUUUAGAUUUAUUUUAUUUAUUUUCCGAUAAUAUCUUUAAUUCGUCCUUCAUUUUAUUCAGAACAGUUUUUCACGCUUGAAAAAGCCAUUAAAAAAACUAUUACUCAUACACAAAAGAACCUUGGAACAAAGAAGUUGUUUUUAGCCGAACUUAAGGAAAUGAUUUAUUCCGGAAGCUUUAUAAUUUUCUCGACUUCAAAGUAAGGUAGAACAGCAUUCUCCACAUUUGUGAAGCAACUUCACAAAUUAACCCUGUGAACUUAUACGCGACUCGCUAAAUCUGAUGCAUACGACCUCAGGUCUCUUCAAAAUAAUUUAAUUGAAAACGCCUUUCAUGGGUCUACCUUAAGGUUUUCCUGUCGAACUUCUCCUAAACUUUCAAUUUUGCUUUGCGGGAACUUUUUUUGUGGAAAAGAUUUAUCAUUCCAUAAAAAACGAGGAGGUAAUGGCUAGGAUUCAACCGGUCGGAUCGUCGUUUUCUUCGACGUUUCGUAGUAUAGGACGAAACAUUCGCCUGGAAGCCAUUCCGAUAUAGCGGCUGCAUAUAGGAUUCGGCCGUCGGUCCACAUUAUUUUUAUUCGACUAUGUUCUGAACAACUCGUUCAGCUUUGUUUGAGAUUUUCUCGAGCGAACAGCUAUAGUUUGUUUUCUUCUUCUUCUCACUUUUUUCGCUACUUACGUCUUUUCUGAAACCUUUUGUUUGAAGAGAAGUCUAUUCUCUUGGUAUUUAGGUGUCGGUUUCAUGACUACACAACGUUUUUUCUGGUUACAAGCUUGAAUUUAUUUUCUAGAAUUAACCUUGAUCUUGCCUGAGUUCCAAAGAAGUUCCCAUAUCGUGCAGUUCUUGUGGGUUCCUCACAGUUGUGAUAUCCUUGUUGACCGGUCUAUUUUUCGUGUCUACAUGACGUUUCAUAACCGUUUGUGACGUGCGGCAAAACCAAUUUUUCAUCCGACGGAGAUAUUCGGAGCGAGAAAGAGAGAGAGAAAGAUGCCUGCCUGACUCCCUCCACAGCCGCUACCUCUUUUGGAAAGAAGGAACCGUAAGCGGUCUCGUCGAGGCCGUCUUUUGUUUGUAUUUGUGUUUUCCGACCGCCUGGAGCCGCUCGCCGACGCUUUUUGUGCGGCUCGAUCAGCCCAUCUUCUAUCCAAUUCCCAUUCUUCUCGGACGAAAACCAGUUCUGAUAUGAGCCUCAUUCUUGUUUUUUGAAGGUUUUUAUUUCUAAUUCAGCUUACCAGGAAGUUUCAUUAUUUCUUUUUAUUUCAUUUCUGUAUUUUAAAGAUAGCAUUCUGGCUUGACAUUUCUUUUGAGCUUGAGAAACAAAAAAGUUUUCGCAUCCGAUAUCAAUGGAAAAAUGAAAAAAAAAACUUAUCAUAACUUUCAUGGUUUCAUCAGAAGCGGAAUAAAAAAAAAAAAGUUUUUUCUUUGCUUUUAUGCAAAUUAAACGAAUUUUUUUGAAUAAUUUUGUUCUCAAAGAAAAAACGAAAGCUCGGAGCCUUUCUUUUUCCCUUUUUUUAUUCAUCCAAGCUGACGAAUAUUGAUGUUUUUCUCCUCUUUUUUUACAUAUAUAUAUACCAAAGCGUGAGUCUGUGUGGCCGACAUUUUGAAGGAGGAAAAUGAAUGAAAACAUCUUCUCCGUUGAAUGGUGGUACGUCUGCGGAUGUUACGGGGGUGUGAGAGAAGUACGCUCGACUGAACACUGUCGUCGUCGCCUUGAUUUCGGCCCGUGUCCUGGUGCUGUUCUUCAUCAACACUUACGUGUCCUGGCUGUACGAUCACACAUAUUAGACUUCAAUUUUUUUUUCUUUUUUUUCUGCCAAGUCUUAUUUCUUCGGACAAGCUCAACAAAAGCAUUGAGCUACUUUAAAAAGCAUUGGCUGGAUUGCAGGUCGUUGUGCCUUUCUAUAAAUAAAUUUCCACACUUUAUUUACUGGCGAAAGAUGUGAGUCAUACUCAUUAUCAACCGCUGACCCCGGUUGCAGUCAGUUUUUUUUUUCAGCAUAUUUAAAGCUAUCUCACCUUUUUUUUUCAUUUUAUUGAUUUUCUUUCCGUUUUUUUUUCCCCGAAGAAAUUUCGAUUUUGCUUUUUUGAUCAUUUUUCAAACUAUUAUUUUCAAGUUUGAUUUUUUUUUUUCCAAAAUUUGAGUUCAUAUUUUUUAAACUGACUCACACUGAUUAUCGAACUGAGUCGCGCUGACCCCAAUCGCAGUCUUUUGAUCCUCUUUUGCUUCGGUGUCAAAGAAAAAGUGUCUUUUUCUGUUUGAACUUUGAAAAAUUGACCACCUUUAACUUUGCACUGGGAUUUCCUUUGGUAUAGUUUUCUGACAAAAAGUGUAAAUUUGAGCUGGAGGAGUUUCAAUUGAACUUGCUUCUGUGCUUUCUAAUUAUUUUUCUUGGAAAUGCUGUAUUUUAAUGUUACCUUUUCUCAUUGCAUUCAAUUCAAAAAAAUCGACGUAUUUAUUAAGAAACUAGUGCUUUUUUAGGGUUUUUAUUGGCCUCCUGCUGUUCAUUUGCCCUAAUCCUCACAGUUUCAUUCAAUUAAUAUGCCUGGAUUUACUCGAAAACGAACAAAAAGCUGACAAUCACGGCAGACGAACGGCGUAUCGUUUGCACCCGACUUGUUUGUAUUUGUUUGGUUGUUGUGGAUGUGUGGGUCUCGCUACGAUCUCCCUGUGUGUUUCGAGAUGCGCACUGUUUGUGAAGGUAUCCUUCGCGCGAAUCGUUUUCCAAGUGGAACGCCAAGACCAUUCUCAUUUUGAACGCACAUCACAAACAGUUGUAAAACGUCCGAGGAUAUCCAUUCUUCUCGAGAAUAAUUUCCUUAUCUCAACACAUAUUUAUCUUGGAGAAGUUUCUAGGGUUGUGAGAUGUAGAUGGAAAUUCAUUAGCUCAGAUUUCGAAUCUCGAAACCCUUUGAUUUACACCAUUUUCAGUCUUGUUGAAGUACGACGAUUUGAAGUUUUGUUAAAAUCCUUGAAAGAUAAUGUGUUUGAUAUUUGAUUGAUCCAAAUAACUUUUACAAGUAGACCAUUUUUGCACCCUCUUCCGUAGUUUUUCCUUUGAAUUUUAGCAGCAUUUCAUUUUUUUUUUCAUGGGAUUUUGAAGCACAGUUGAAGAUGAGUCUUUUUUUUUCAAGGAGUUGCAGGAAAAAGUUUUCGAAUCAAUAAAAUGAUAUUCCUCUUUGGGACAGCAUUAGAAAGUGUGAAACUAGGGAAUUUUAAUUUUUAGAUACGUUUUUUUUUCAGUUACCUAUAGUGAACCAACUUUUUCAAAAAUUAGCCGUUUCGAACAGCAUUUUCCUGGAUUUUGAACACCUCUGCAGUGGCCAUUUUCCCCAUGGACUAUUUUUUGCGCAGCUGUUUUGUUCUUCUUUUUUUCUUUUCAUCACACCUUUGUACGGAUUCUUUGCACAUUUCUGUUCAGUUUGCACUUUUGAGAAGGUUUUCAGUUGGGUCUGGAUGUGUCUGCUCUAUAAAAGGGUAUUGUUCCUGUGUUUGCUCAUGAAAGUUUUUUAUUUCGCUUCCUCCCGUUUGGCCUCCGCAGCUCUAUGAAUUAAACAUUUAUUUUUUUGCGAGGCUCUAUUUACCUUUUGACUCGUACGAAAACUAUUUUUCCACGACUUCGUAGUGUUGAAUAGAGCCAUCAGUUGCUUUUUGAACUUCUUGAGUGAACUUUCAUCAAUUUUUUCCCCUUUUCCAGUUUUCUUCAGCGUGAGUGAAUAUCGCAAACUCGAUUUCUACAUUUACUUCAUUUUGUCACUCUAAACUCUUACGUUGUCUUUUGACAGCUACAGCUGACGAGGAGAUUUAUGGAGGUGUGAAAUGAAGUGGCGUUGAUGCAACUGCCGUGUCGGAGGUUUUUUAUGACCGGAGGAAAAGUUUGGCUGCCGCGAGCUUCUUCAGAAAUGCAGUAAUGUGGUGGAAGUGUCGGCCCCGAAGAACCGCCGAAUUGCUUUUCCUCAGAAAUUUGAGCCGUUCGACGCGUCGUUGAUUCUCCAAACUGAUAAGUCUUCCUGCCUCACUGUACGUCUUGUUAUUAUGCGACGGACCGCUUCUGAGAGCAUGCGAUCAUUUUGGCAGAGGUUUUCUCUCUUCUUUUUUUGAGUUUUUCGAAAAAUAUUGUCGAAAAAUGGAAUCGUGGUGUUUUGGACGAAACGGUCGAAGGCCCUUUCAUUGUGUGUCGCCUUCUUUGCGAGCCAAAUCCUACCCGUUUAUGGGCCUCCACAAACCUGCCAAUUUCUCAUCAUUCGCCUCGCGGAUUCUAACGUUCAUCGACAUGGCAUUUUUUCUCUUUGCAUACUGUUCAAUCGCUUCAACGUUUCUGGACUUUUUUUUCAAACUCACUGAAUUUUAACUCUUCGGUUAAUCGUCUUCUUUUUUGAGAGCGAAUUUUCGUUUGAAAGUUCAUCCAUAUGUAACAAAAUAAUGUGAUUAGCGAAAUUUAUCUUCUUUUUGAUGGCGUGUUCAAAGUUAUUUCCGCGAAAUGCACAAUGACCGUCAGAGAAAAAAAAAUAUAACUAAAUUUUGGAGGGUCAGAGAUCAUUUUGCAUUUUGCAGAAUCACUUUGAACACGACAUGACAUUAGAACGACACAGGAACUGACGUCAAACUUUUUUUCGAAUAUAUUCUACAGAUCAGUGUUUAAGCUUUUUUUAAAAGUUAGUUGUAGAAUGAGCGUGGGAUCUUCAUUUUUACUUCCUCUUUCCUUUUUCUAAUUCCGAUUUCCAUGAAAAGGUUGCUAGUAACGUUAGUGCUGUAUUAGUUUAUUCCAGGAGGAAGGUAUCGAAAUUGGUCUUUAAAAAUACAUAAAAGUCGGUCUUUUUUCGCCCUGUCUCUGAUUUGUGUAAGAUGCCGUAGAGAUUUGAUAUUACGUCUAGCAUGUUUCUGCGGCGAAACACAAAACAAAAGGAGAGAGAGCCAUGUCCUGCGCCUUGUGUUCAGCGAUUUUUUCCUCCAGUGCAGAGAAGUCGACGGCGAUGAUGGACGGAUUGUGCCUCGGAUUCCCUACGUGUGUCUCUGCCGCUUGAAUCAUCUUCAUUUAUUGAUAGACCCAUCAUAUUCCAAGGAUUUUUGGUCCCUCCUGCUUGGCUAUCCGUCUUUUUCGUACCUCUCCUCGUCGAUCCAAUAUGAUGUUCUGCGUGAGAAGGUAUCAUUAGCUUACAAAGAUUUUAUUGUUUGCAAAUGUCCGUAUCUUUUUUCGCUUAGAAAAGGAUUCAGCCAGUUUCUUAAUAUGCGCAGGACAUGGAAUAUUCAGUUUUUUGUGUAUCGAGUAGCUCUUUGGGAGCUUCAGAUAAGAUAAAAUUAAUGAGAUUGAUCCACACUUUUUUUUUACAUUUUUGCGAAACUUUUCCGGUUGUUUUCCAAUUCGCCCUGCGGUUCUCAAAGCUUUUCGUGAGCUUUUUUUGAUACAAAAGUUUUUUUCGAAAAAAAAAGUCAUAUAUAAAAAAAAUCAGGAAUUCGAAUUCUAAUCUGUCACGACGCGGAACAUUUUAUUAAUAAAAUUUUUUGACUUUUUGACUUUUCGAACUCUGUUUUUUUCAUGAUUAUUCCAAAAAAAAAGUUCAACGCUAUCGAUCAUUUAUCAAUUCUAUUGUUUUGCAGCUCGUUUUCGCCGACAGUUCAGCCGGCGCCGGCGGUCGAACGCCGCUCGACGAGCAAUUUAUUCGCCAACGAUCGCCACGGUAUGUAAUUACGUGCAUGCUAAUUGAUCCUCCUUCGGAAUCCUGUUGAUUUUUUUCUCCUUUUAUUCGAUUGCUUCCGUCUUUAAUCCAAUGUUUUCCCGAGUUCCUUCUAACAUCCCCGUACUUCGUUUUGUGAGGUUGUUGCGAAGCUCUUUUUUAAACUAUCGGAACGGCUGUCCUCUGCGGGUUCUUUGUCCGGCGGCGAAAAGACGAAUGUUUAAAUGAAUUUCAACCGGGUUUUAUUGGGCUCAUCGUAGCCAUAUUGACUAUAUUUGCUUCCAUGUCAAAUAAAGAACUUUCUUUUUUUGUUUCAUGUCGUAGAGUUGUUCAUAUUUUGUCUCAGUCCAUUCUGUGGUCACCAUUUUUUUUAUUCAGAGCCGUCUGAAAAUGGAUUCAAUCAUUUCAUAAGGACUUUUUUUCAUUUCCAUCCAGUUCGAGGUUUUCGGAUAGUUUAUCACGAUUAAAAUUGAACAACAAAAAAAUUUCUUUCAAAGAAACUGAAAUCGGAUUCAUUAACAGACGGUUCUACAGGUUUUUUUCGUCCAGCAAAAAGUUCUGAAAAAAAUAUUUUCAAUUAUUUCAAUGUUUCUCAUUGUUUCUUGCAAUUAAUCGUUUUUUUCGAUUUUUUUAAAAUGAGACCUUAAAAAGUUGAGAUUAUUUCUUAAUUAUCCAACUUUGUGAAAAUUUGGAUGAUUUUUUUUCAAAAACUUUGGAAAAACUUUUUUUUUAAUAGGACUUUACAAAAUCAGAAUACGAUUAAUCAAGAAAAAAUAAAAUGAAUGUGAAUUAAAAAUCUAAAGUUAUCUUUUGGUAUUUUGUUGUGCUAAAAUCCUCUAUUCACCUCGUUGUUUAUAAUUUUUUGUCUGUAUUUUCCGAGUGCCUAACUUUCAGCUUUUCAAACUAACCUCUAUUGUACCCGUCGGUGUCAGUCAGUACAUCGAGUUGCCCUUUUUUGCUGCGGUCAACCCCGGUGUUAAUGGCAUUUCCAUGUGAAGCUGUCGAAGAGAAUUUCCUGAACUUGUAGACUCGGACCUCGCCGAAACUCAAUCGGACUUUGUCUCCUCCCGACGGAUUCCCGAAAGAGAGGAAGAGACCGAAGGACGUCUUCUUUUGGCGCCGAACGACGACGGCCAACGAGAGCUCUACCCGUACCAAGCGAGCAAGUCCAUGAUGAACUUAAGGUGCAUUUUUUGGAUGAUAAUAAUGCAUUUCGCACCAUUGAUGAAGUUAUAGUGACUUCCGCGCAAAACUUUCUCCUUUUUUUAAAUUAGGAAAGCCACUACAGAAAAUAUAGAAUUUUGUGCGCUUUUCUUAAAGUUUCCAAGUUGAUAUUUUUCUCAUUCCGUUUUUCGACUUAACCUCAAAAAUGAUAUUUACAGAGAUGCCGGCGGCGUCCGCGUCCAAACCGCCAAGGAGUUGAUGAUGUCUCACAUCAGCGGAUCUCCGUCGCGGAACAACAGCGGCAGCGUGUUCACGACGAACGGCGGAUCUCCUGGAAGGAGGAAAUGGGGCGAUUUGGCUCCUGCGCCUCAGCCUACCGGUGAAUUUUUUCUCAUUAUUUCAUUUUUUUGCAAGAUUUCUACCAAAGAUACUAUCUGAGUUAAGUAUUUCCUAAAACAUUUAAGAAAUUUAUAAGUAAGAUUUGCUAGCGCGUGUGAACAAAAAAAAACGAGGAAAUAUCUUGAACUUUCUUGUUGAAUAUAACCUCCUGUUCUCUUUUCUAAUGACGUUUUUUUGAAUUUUCUUCCCAAAAAUAUUUCCAAAAAAAAACCACGCAACUCUUUAAUAGAAAAAAACUCCAAUAAAGCCCAUUUUUCUAAAUACGAAAACCAAUGUCUCUUUUUUGAACUCUUAAUCAUGAAGAGCUUCUGAUUUUUUUUUUCCACUAAUAUUGUACGUUUUCCUUUUUUCUUUUAUGAACAGACGAAAUUCGCCAAUUUUAUUUUCUCCGUCGACUGUUGUCCUGUUGUGUUGUUUUGGCCGUUGUUCUCCACUGAUCUUAUCUUUUUAUCACGCCGAACACCUGCAACUGCCAAUUUGGUUGAUCGCCAGCGGAAAUAAUGAGAUAUCGGCCGAGAUGUCUCCAUUGUCAAAAGGGAUUCUUCGUUAAAACCGCUCGAAUUUUCAGAAUAUCUUUUUUUUGUCUCGACUCAUUGCUCACUUGAUUCACCAAUGAAGACAAAAUCAGAUUUUGAUCUUUUUGAAAAAAAAAAAUUGUUUGCCUUACUAGGGAACGUUUUUUACCCCCCGGUUGAACUUUUGCUGAAACUUUGCCGAAGUGUACUUUAGGACCCCCUGAUUCCAGAACAGAAAGAAAAUUUUUCGCAAUAGAUCUCGUUUUCGAAUUAGGACACUUCAAAAGCCCGAAAUAGCGCUUUUUUGGCCUAAUUAGCGUAUUUUGCACACUUUGAAGCUCCAUAACUCGGAAACAAGAUCUAUUGCGAAAAAUUUUCUUCUUGAUCUGCAAUCAGGGGGUUUCAAAGUACACUUCAGCAAAGUUUCAGCAAAAGUUCAACCGGGGGGUAAAAAACGUUCCCUGGUUAAAUCUUUUCUCCGGGGUUCCCGAUGAGUCACCAUUUUUCUUUUUCUUCUUUCCGCCAAAGAAGAAUAAUUUUCCUUUAUCCGCAGUUGGUUUGCACACAGCCGUCGCGGCCACGCCCAUCUCCUGCCAAACAAGGAGACGUGCAGGUGCGCCGAAACGACCGGUAGAACGGUGGAGCACAAAGAAACCGGAGGGCACGUGACGUCGAAGACGAUUUUUCGUCGGAGGACGAAGAUACCCUCGGCGAGGUCUCACCAGCUGGCAGCUGGCCAAACGACCGUUCUUGCGCGCGCCUUUGAAUUUUUCGAUUAGAGGAGAUAUCUUCUCUUUUUUGUUCUGAAAUAUUUAAAAAGCUAGCUUUGAAAGCUUUUUGGGAGAACAUCAUCAUAAAAUCACUGUUUGAAUCUUUCUUAUUUUUGCUUGAAUUCAGACCAACUUUUGAGUAUUUUUUUAAAGAAAGUAUAAGCAAUUCAGCUUGGUUUCCUAAAAUUUCGUACUUUUUUCCGAAAAAAAUUUUUCAAUAUUUAGUGAGAAACAGUGCACUUUUCUUGAGCAUUUUUCCAAGAUUUUUGCAAAAAAUCCUCGAUAAUUGUGAAUUUCCUGUUUAAAAAAUCGUUGAAAGAAGAGAGAAGUUUUUCGAAAUAGAUUUGAGUUCUCAUUUUUUUUCACAAUGUUCGAAGCUUUAAAAAUUUUUUUCAAUAAAAAAAUCUUGGGUUUUUUUCUUUUAGUUCCAUCCAUUUGUCUUGGGAAAUGUUUGCAUGAAAGUUAUUCUUUGUUCACAAUUUGGAAUCUCGCCUCCAUAAAUUUGCUCUAACAAAGUUUAGAAGUUUCAUGUUCUAGAUAAAGUUCAGCGAUUUACUACAACUUUUUCCAUUCUGACAAAAUUUAUUUAAAAUGUCUUUUUUUUUAGAAAACUCCUGAGUUUCCAAUGAUUUUACGUUACAAUUUUUCAGAUUGGCAACGUCAAAAUGUUCAUCGGAGCGACUUCCAGGAGUACGUGCCGAGGAUGAACGCCGUCUCACCGAUUCCAACCGAUGGUUGGAUAUUUUUGAUUUCGUUUCUUCAUAAUACGAUUUUACAGCUUCCAACGCGACUUUUACUGUCCAGGGAUCGCCGUACGACUCUCCGAUGGCUCCGCCAGUUGGACCGAGGUCUUCGUCAAGAGUUUUCACCUCGACGCCGACUUCGCGGUCCUUGAUUGAUGGGCCAUCUCAUCAGGUUACUCAUUUAUCUAUUUUUCUGCUUCUUACAUUUGAUCGAAAUGUUUUCUGUUGUACACGAAUGGCCCUUCCAAUGAAAAAGUCUUAUCAAAAAUGUUUAUCCUUCAGUCGCGAACCGUUUGGAGUCCGCAGACGUUGGCGAGCAGUGCGACGCCUAGACGCAGCAACUCGAAUUUGUACGCGGCGGCAAACGCGUCGCCGUCAGGACUUUAUCAUUCGCCUUCCACCGGCAACGCCAAUAUCUCCAGAAGACGUUAGUUAAUUACAGAGAAAGAUCUCGAGACAAGGAUCGUUUUGCUUUUUUUUUUGGUUUUUGAGAUACUUUUGUGCCUUCAAAAACCACAUCAAUCAGUCUUUCUACAAAAAUGACCUUCUACUAUCUAUGAAGCGAAGAUGUUCAAUGAAUUACCAGUGGCGACGAAGAAUCUUAUCAAAAAACAAAUUGACGUGUUUCUCAUUGAAACUAAGGACUGAAAAUAAUUUUGCCGACAUAUCCUUACUCAUGAAUUAAUAUAUUCUCCCUCAAACCAGCUUCCCUGUGUAACGUGCUUUUUGUCGAACUUAUUUCGCAGUUUUUAGAUUUUACCCAAAACUGACUUUCAAUGACUUUCUGAGGAAUGAAAUAUAGCGAAAGCUACAGAACUAAUGCGGAAAGAUGGAUUUUUUUUUCCGAUUUCUUUUCUAAGCGUCACAGCAAGUCAGAUUCAGAAUCUUUUCAGGCUUUGUCGGAGCUAGAUUUAUAUUGCUUUAUUAAAGACAUAAUUUUUUUUUUGGUUGAUAACCAUGUUUUGCCCCGCUUCCAACCCAUUCCAGAAUCUGAAAAGCAAAACCGUCUGCGGUUCUCGACAGCCCGCGACGCUGACAUCAGCAUCAAUUCUGAUGAAAACGGGGUGUCGACGACGGCGAGUCGCCCAGCGCGAAAGCGUCUGGUUGAGCCGCGUCAAAGGCCUCGGACUACGGUCGUCGACACUCGCGACGUUGGUUUGGCUCAUCAGAAGGCGGCGCCGGCCGUCGUCAAGUACUCUUGGUCGACGAAGCCGAAAGGUUCAGCUCUGCCCUGUUUCGUGGAAGCACGCCUUAACUGACUGACUGAUGGAAUGGCUCCUCGACGUGGAACGCUUUCUGGGCUUUUCUCCUUGGCUGAAGUGCACGAAUCGAAGAUAAUACUCACUAACGCUUCUCAUUAGAACUCAGGGAUGGUUUGAAAGAAUUUGAAUGAAUGCAGGGGGAAGUCAUGAUUAUAAUCUCGCUGGAAAAGUUGCUCAUAGGGUCCAUCCUGCAUCAUUUAAAAAUUGUUUGAACUAUUCCUUUGUUCAUUAAUAAUUUCCCUUGAAAAAAAGAGAAAUGAACCAUUAUUUUGUCCUUCCUUUUAUUUAUAAUUAUCAUAAAACUGAAGUUCUUAUUAGAGACGAAUUUAUCAAAUUUAUAUGUUCUAGGAUUCUUCGAAAUGAAAAUUUUUCUAAACUGAUGGCAGGUGAAGUCAAAAUAUAGCCGAGUCAACACGCGUUAACUCCACAACCACAUUGUUUAACUUGAAAAGGAUAUCAUAAAGUAGAAUUCUUUUAUAAGUAGAUCGGACUAUAAUUUUGGCGAAUUCGAGAUGUAGGUCUCCACAGAAAGAAAAACUGAGUUCUGGGCGUUCUUCUACAAGCUCCUAUUCUUUCACUGUCACAACCACAAUCACUUUCCUUUCCGUACUACACGCAGAGCAAGCUGCAAAAGAAAGCAGCACUGUGACAUUUUUUUUUCCGAUUCAAGGUUUCUCAAACAACUCUGCCUUUUCAGCCGACGACUUGCCAUACACGCCGUUUUCUCACUUGCGUAGUCGAAGUCAGAGCCCGAACAAGCUGGCGUUGAGCCAACUCCUGCAGAACCGAGGCGAAGGAGGUCGCGAAAGCGUCGACUCGAAUCCGUCUUCCGUUGGGGCCAACGGCGCCCACAGUCGCGAGCUCACUCGACAUCUUCAGCAGAAGCGAAGGGUCGGUCAACCUUGAUCUUGGGAUUCACAAACAAAGAAAAAAUCGAUCCAGAAUUGAAUAGCUUUUUUCCAACUUACUCUUUUUCAAAUACACACGUUUUUUCUUCUUUCGAAUUUAAAUAGGGUUGAAAUGUCUCAAAUUUAAUUUCAGCAAAGUUAUAUUGUAUCAAAAAUUGAAGAUAGCUACUUCAGUGGACAAAGAAGGUUUUUGGUGUUUGUAAAACGCCAUCAUUCGACCCCAAGACAAAAAGCGAAAGAUAUUUUUUGACUGAAGUCAGGUUGCUUCGAGGUACUAACUUUCAGAAACUUUCAAAUCUCUGUCCACUUCCACCUCCCUUUUUGAUCUAUUCACCACCAAGCUUCGAAACUUUUUCGUUUUUUGAAACAUGAAGAGCUUCAGGAUUCCGACGUCAGCUAUACGACUCGUUCUACGUCUCGGGGGCCGAUGAGCCGCGACGGAGAAAUGCGAAAAAGUACCGACGCCCUCAACAAACUGAUGGCCGUACGCAAUAAGUUUGUUUAUUUUCCAACUUCUUUUUUGAUUGAAAUGGCCGUAGACUUGAAGGCUGUAAGCUUCUGGGAAUUAAAAUUACUUUCCUUUUUUGAAUUUUUUUUGUGUAGGGGUGCAAGAUGUAUUUGCAAUGUUCUUCGACAGGAAAUGUUCCUUUAAUCUAGGAGUUUUUUAACACUCAAUUCGAAAUUUCCAUGAAAGUCUGAAUGGAACUCCCGAACUCCCCGCGCUAUUUUUUGUUCUGAAGUUUUGAAUUUCGAAAAAUUUUGGCUCUCAACAAAAAAAUAAUGAUUAAUUCUGGGAUUCCAUUUAUUUAACUGAAGUUUGAGGAAGAAGUCAUCCUUUUGAAGCUUUUGAGCAAUUUUUUUUUCAAAAGAAAAAAACUAAUCCCUCUUUUACCUCACUCGGACUGCACACAUAAACUGUAAUUUGACCAAAAAUUACUCGAUUACACAUUUUUCGCAGUUCAAACAAUAUCUCUCAUUGAUUGAUGGUAUUUGGAGGCUGCACCAGUCGAGCGAGAACCUGCGGAAGUCGUCGGACAACCUGGCGUUGGCCCCUGGAGAAGACGUGACGUCGUCUGUUGGGAUGCGCACGAGGAGCAUCAGCAACCUGAGGACGGCCAACGCCUUGGAGUCCUUCGGGACCUUCGACGUCGACGUCCGAAGCCGAUCCGGGUUCGUUCCCAACAUUCAAAUCGAAAACAGGGAGAUUAAAAGGAACUUCCACUUGCUGACUCCCUCUAUUUUACCACCAUCAGAGAUAAAAACCGGUUUUUUCCCCUGAAAAACCUUUUCCCACUUUUUCCCUACUUUUGAUCUGUAUAGUGUUAUCAGCCGGCGCCUAUUGCAAGUUUUUGUUUGCAUUUGACCGUCUGUUUUACUUUUUGCGUUGGCCUUUUUUGAAUUUCUCCACGUGUGACAUAUUUAUCGCCACACAAACGGUUAUCGGUGCCCCAAAAAAGUGCGUAUAUAAGUAGUCGGAACCGUGUGAGUGUGCCUGAAAUUCGACUACGAUGUUUGAGCUUCGUCCUUCGAUUCCAACCUAUGGAUACAACUGGUAAUCGUUUUGCUGUUUCGGGAUUUAUUCAGAAAAAUGAUCAACCCUUGGUGUUCUUAUGCUGUCUCCUAAAUCGGUGAAUUUCCCCAACAAAAACCUCAAUUUUAUUGAAAACCCCUAUGAAGCCACCAUGUCACUCGUCACUAGAAAGCAAUCUUCAGAUGAUGUGGUGAAACAAUUUUGGCAAAACUUGAAGCUUGGCAGGAAAAAGGAAGUUUCGAAUGUUCUUUUCAUUAUUGUUAAAACUGGACUGCUGAUUUUCAAUACAAAUCUUUGUUUCGAGAGCUAUCAGUGUGGCCUGGUGUUGAUUUGAAGCAAACCAUGAUUUCCGUUUUCCCUCUUUCUGACCCUCCGGAUUUCCUUUUCAGGUCUACGAGCUCUUUGGCGCACUCGCGGAUGCUGGCCCGUAGUAUGGGCAACGUAAGCGCCGGUUUAGAGGGAUCCGGACUCCCGCGGGACUUCGAUUCGCCCAGCAAAAGACUUGCCAACACUAUUCAACUGAUGAAGAAGGCUAGGUAAUACGCGGAUUUCGUUAUCCUUUCUUGUCUUAUGUUUCCAACCGAACCUCUCAAGUUUGCCUCUUUCUCUGUUGCCGAGUUACUGCUUUUGUGAAUCUUCUGAACCCUUUGGUUGCGAUUCGAGGGAUCAAAAACAAUAAAAAUCGUAUUUUUGACUAUUAGGAACAUUCUGGACAACUUGAUAAAAUUCCCAUAAAAAUCGAAUACGCUGCGUUGCGUGCGAUUAUAAAUCAUGAGCCUUCUUUGAAGAAAAACGAAAAAUUGUUUCUUUGGCAGCCCAAAACGAUGUUUAUUUUUUUCUUUUUUUCAUGAUUUUUUUAAACUUUCCCCUGAUCUUUUUUUCAGUUUAUUUUUGAUUCAAAAUUUCGAUAAUUUGAAAACAAGAAAAAGAACAUAACUGAAAAAAAGAUAAAAUAAUAUUUUUUUGUCUUUUUUUGGCGAGGUUUGACUUUGUUCUGGUCAGUAUUUUCGAAUUGGAGCAUUUCUUUUAAAUUUUUUUACAUCCUAUUUUUUGCAGCAAUCCAGAUCUCACUCAACCGGACCAAUACGACGACGCGGCUAGUCCAUUCGCAAUGCGAAUGCGUGGAGCUGUCCAGAAGAAGGUCAGUCGGAGGAUUUUCUGGCCAAAAAACUCCUGAGAAUUUCUAGGUGGACCGCUAUCGGCCGAGAAACCGAGGCGGCCCCGCCGGUCGAAACCAAACGAGCGAAGAAAGCGACUCGAACACGAGCGACGCCUCCCCACUCAACCAGUCCAUCAACAAGAACGCCGCCUACUCCUUGAACAGGUAAAUCCUUCCGAAUUUCCCUGAUUGAAGAAGUUCUUCAGAGUUUCUGAUUGGUCUCCGACGUCGUCACUCUCCUCCAAGAACACGUCGAUCGGCGGUCUUUCCUCGUCACGUCGACUCUACGAACAACAGCGCAUCUCGAACGUUUCCUCGCCGCGUCGAGGAAGCAACUACCUUGUACAGAAGAUGAGGUGAAAAUGAAAUUGGAAUAUUGAUUCGGCUCUUGAAUAUCAUAAAUUCCAAUAUAAAAACUGAAUAAGAGAUUAUUUUCGAAGAGACAUUGAUUAAUAUCUCCAUUUUAGCGACACGUCCCGAACAAUGGAAGGGCCUGACUUGGGCAGCGACGACUCGCCUCGAUCUUCUGUCAAUUCUCACGAUUGGCAGCAUCUCAUUGAGCAAGGCCCCGAUGGCACGCGGAAUCGUCCGUUUCAUUUUCAUUUUUGAUAAUUUUGAGACGUCAAAUAGGGCUUCAUAAAAAGGAUAGUCUCCCGGUAAUUUCGAUAAUUCAGUUGAAAUCGUAGACAAAAUCCAAAAUAUUAUGAUACUGCUGGUCCUCAUGCGAACACCAAAGUGCCGUCUGCUUACUGUCGUGCUCAAAGAAGCUUUGUCCAUUUUUGGCAUCCUUCAAUCAAAUUCGACAAAACUACUUUGGUCACGGCAGGAAUUCCAAUCGCUAUCAUCCUAUGACGCACAAAACCACCCACCGCUGCUUUCGGCCGUUCUUUCGAAGGAAUUUCUCGGCUUUUCAGCACUGGUCCGACACGUCCAGGACUGCAUGGAGCAGCUGCGCGUCAGCAUCGACAAAUCGGUACAGGCUCGCAAAUUGGUUUGUUUCUUCUUUCGGCUUCUGGAACUCCCAAUGAUUCUCCCUCUGUCUCCAUCACUGGUUCCUUUGUGCUUUCGCCCCUAUGUGUUCUCAAGGAAUGGAAUUUCUAGGUCAAAAAUUAAGCUAUAUUUAUCAUUCGGCAUGACUUGAGUGAUUUUCAGUCAUAAUCAGAACGACUGUUUUUUUUUUGUUUCGAAUAAUAUCUGAUCGAAAAAGAAAGCUGAUCAAAAGUUCACUUCACAAUAAAUCCGCUUUUCAGAAAGUCACAGAAAUUUUUUUCUGGAUGAAUUGGUGUAUUAGGAAUUCAUUUUUCCUGACCUUUUUAUGUACUUUCGAAAAAAACAGAUGAAUUUUAUUAUCUCGAAAUAUUAGAUUUUUUUGUUCCUAUUCAUCUAUUAUUAGUUUAUUUAAAAGCAAUUCAAACGAAUAAAUUCCCGAAAUUGAUACUAUCCAGUUCCCAGUUUGCGUUUCAUCUCAAAACCUUUGGAUAAAAAGAUUUUUUUAAUUUCCUUUUUUUAUUCAAACUUUUUGGUCUUUUUUUUUAAAUUUACAUUUUGAAAAAUAGUUAUUAAAUUGGUGAGAAAAUCCUUUUUUUUUUAAUUCAAGUAAUGCGACAUCCUCUUUUUCGUACUUUUUUGUUUAAAUUUUUCUCGACUUAUUUUAAGUUUUAAAAAUGCGUUACAAUUUUCAGGAGAGAAAAAUUUGCAUGCUCGAAAUUAUUUAGAUAACCGGCUUUUCGUGUUAAACUAAACUAUCUUCCUUUUUUUGCACUCCAGUCUGUUUCAGGUGGAAGAGGAUCCCUCGCUUUCCAUCGAACAGAAGAAGGUUAUAACCUGCGAGAUCGAUCGUUCUACUGAACGAGCCAUUGAGAAGCUUUCUCCAUACUUACAGAGGUCACCUUUUCUGAUACGAUAGGAUUUUUUGAUGUUCUUUGAUUUAUGAUGGAUAAAGUAAUUUUUAUUAAUCUAGGUCUUGACAGAAAUGACUAUGAAGUCUAAACCUCUUCCUGGUGCACACUUUUUUUUUCUAGUCGUGUAGAAAUUUAUUACCUUAAGAUGAAGGUGCAUGAACCAUAAAUUCAUUGGUCAUAACUCAGAAAAAAACUGAAAGGGUUCAGCAAGCUGGACGACCGGAGCAACGGCAACGUCGGCGGCAACGAGUACGCGCCGCUGAAAGGUCCCCAAAUCUACGGCGUCCUGAAGCAAAAUCUCACCUCUCGCCAAUAA